UAGCUCAUUCGUGAAAAGAAAGAACCAAAAAACCCAUUCGAGUGGAAGGUGCAGUGGACAGGCAAUUAUCAUCGUCAGGCUAAGGCCAUUGUUCACUUGCUGGACAACACAGCUGUGCCUGCCCGCCUCCUCUAUCUCCAGGAGCAUUAUGAAUUUGCUAUUUAUAAGGUUCAAGUGGACAAGCCAGUUCAGUUGGCUACUUUUACCGAGUGUGUGCGUUCUGGUCAAGAUGUUUUCAGACUUGGGAGAGAUGAAAGUCUGAAUCUUAGUAUAACUCAUGGUAUGGUGGCUUAUAGGAUUCCAUCCUGGUAUGAGAGAUGUCACUAUAUGUAUUUGUCUUGUGAUCCAUCUAGUCCCUCACUGCUUCGUGAUGAUGGAGGACCCAUCAUUGAUUUAGAAGGGAAAGUUGUGGGUCUAGUUAACAACAAUAUUAAGGAGACAUUCAUAUCUUCGUUCUUAUUGCACAAGUGCUUGGAUUUUUGGAGAAGAUUCAAUUGUAUGCCUCGCCUCCAUCUUGGAAUGACGUUUACUUCAAUAAAACAUUUAGAUUCUAGCUGCAUUGAGAGAAUGACUCGUAAUCAUAACAUCGAGUCCGGUCUUAUUGUUGAGCAGGUGUCUAAAGGAUCACAUGCUGAGAAAAUUGGAAUUCGUGAGGGUGAUGUUAUUGAAAGCUUUAAUGGAAAGUACAUUUCUACUACAAUUGAGGUGUGUAUAUUUUCAUUCUUUCUCGCGCCCGACACCGCCAGGCUUCCCGUCUCCGCCUCGUCGUCGCCGUCGUCGCCCCGCGCCGUCCCGCGCUGCCCCAACGUCGUCCCGCGCCGCCCCGACGCCGUCGCUGCCCCCUGA
Molecule: messenger RNA, 846 nt
Organism: Triticum dicoccoides
Lineage: Eukaryota; Viridiplantae; Streptophyta; Magnoliopsida; Poales; Poaceae
Product: putative protease Do-like 14
Exons: 6
Coding region: 283-846 (187 amino acids)
Molecular function (GO): protein binding
Source: RefSeq, a predicted model, not a curated record